AUGGCGAAGGUCAGCGGAAUCAGCAACAAAGUCGCCAUCGACGCGCUCAGGAAGAUGCUCUGGUACAAGUCGAAGUUCAGAAAGUGGAUAACGCUCGAAAAACCUGACACAAUCCAGGACGCCCUUCACAAAGCCUUGGAUUACGUAAUGAUCGAAGAAGAGACGAAAGUCCUGUCGCAAAAACAUAAGCUGGCAAGGAAUCUUCGAAAGACAUGGAUCCGAAGUCAAAGAAGAAAACUUCUCAGUUACGACAAAAACGUCUACUGCGAGUUCCAUCUGACCGAAGGUCACUCGACGGCUAACUGCAAAGUCGUAGGAGCAAGGCUUGCCGCAAAGCUGCUUGCUGGAGAACUCUCUGGAGUAACCAGCGUCAAGGAUUUAAUCCUCGACUCCGACCGUCCGCCAAAAACCAAUAAGAAUCCUCCCGCGGAAAACUCGUCACCGAGAAAUCAGGCCGGAGAAAAACGCGAGAGAAGACCGGACGAUAGGGGGAAUGAUAACUCCCGCAGGAGGGUGAACAUGAUCAUGGGAGGAUCCCAGUACUCCAAGGACUCGGUCUCGGCCAUCAAAGCCUACCAACGGAAAGCUGAGUCAACUGCGAAUUAUCCCCCACGGUCUCCUCCUCGAGACGGGCAUAACGCCUCGAUCACGUUCACGGAAGAAGAGGCUUGCGGAAUCGACCAGCCUCACUGCGACCCCUUGAUCAUUGAUCUCGUAAUAAGAGAUCUCAAAGUAGCAAGAAUACUUAUCGACACCGGAAGCACGGUAAACCUAAUCUUCCGCGAUACCCUAAAUAGGAUGGGCUUUGAACUCGGAGAAGUUACUCCGGUACCAAAACCGCUCACGAGUUUCUCCGGACAAACGUCCAUGACCCUGGGAUCCAUCCAACUACUCGUCAUAGCAAAAAACAUCACCAAGAUAGUUGACUUCGCGGUGGUAGAUAGCCCGGCUAUUUACAACGCGAUUAUGGGAACACCAUGGCUAAACGCCAUGAAGGCCGUUCUCUCGACUUAUCACUUGGGCGUCAAAUUCCCAACCAGGACUGGAGUCGCCGCAAUCUGGGGUUGUCAAAAACAGUCGCGACUUUGUUUCCUAGUGGAGCAUAAGUUAAGGCAGAUAACGACUACCUCCACGGUUAAACGCAAGCGAACCCGACCUUCCGCCGAAGAUGCCCCGACAAAGGGCACAGCGACACCUUCUGCAGAAGCAGAUUCGGAGAUCGGAACGGUCCCCGACUCCAAAGAUAACGUCACAACUCAACGGGAAGAGAAAAAUCUCGAGGAAAGUCGACCCCGCGACUAA
Molecule: messenger RNA, 1302 nt
Organism: Raphanus sativus (radish)
Lineage: Eukaryota; Viridiplantae; Streptophyta; Magnoliopsida; Brassicales; Brassicaceae
Exons: 2
Coding region: 1-1302 (433 amino acids)
Source: RefSeq, a predicted model, not a curated record